AAAAUGGAACAAGGACGCCUAGAUGCCACGGGAGUGAACAACGUCGCGGCCUUAGGCAACAUGAUCAUGACUCAAAAAGUGGAAUAUGACUUCAAGUAUUACAAAAUGGAGUUUGAUUCUGAUGUCUCUGUUUUAGUACUAUCGGAAGGAAAAUCCUUGUUACCGAGUGACUACCACGUCCCACUACGCCCUGAGGAGUCUUCAUUACAAAUAUUCAAUGCUAUCAUUGAAGCAGCAACAUACUACUUAAAGGAGGAUAUCAUGAAUAUCAUUAGGAUAUACCUCACUAGUCUUAAGCUUGUUAAGUACACUAUAAGUGAAGAUAUACAGUUUGUUGAAGACGAUUUUAUAGAAAUGCGGAGUAAUUCGGACGAGGAUAAUCCAGUGACGGCCGACGAUUUACACAGGCUACUGGUCCUCGCGCGGCUAGUCAGCCUCUCUCGUGGGUUUGAUACUCUCGACAAGGAGUGCUGGGAGAUCACCAAGAAGAUGGAAGCAGAAAGACUCAACAGGAUAAAGAAUAGAGUUGCUUCUACAAUAUAAAUGUAUUUUUUUAUUAAACCUUUUUUACUUAA
Molecule: messenger RNA, 575 nt
Organism: Trichoplusia ni (cabbage looper)
Lineage: Eukaryota; Metazoa; Arthropoda; Insecta; Lepidoptera; Noctuidae
Product: mini-chromosome maintenance complex-binding protein-like
Exons: 3
Coding region: 4-543 (179 amino acids)
Biological process (GO): DNA-templated DNA replication
Molecular function (GO): chromatin binding
Source: RefSeq, a predicted model, not a curated record